CACAAAACGAGGCUCUGAGCGCCAGGGGCAGCCGAGGGCAGCCGCAAGUAUGCGCUGACACCCAUGACCAUGCACCCGGCAGCGGUGCGCAGCAUUUCGAGCACAGCGCUGCUCGUCCUGCUGAGUCUGAGUGGCUGGAAGCGGAGCAAGCAGCCCCCGCCGAGCGCACGGAACGCGACGCUCACUCCGGAGGAACGCUACGUGCCGCUGCGACGAGAACCGAAAUUGUUCGAAUCGUUGCUGCGCGACGAAUGGCUCACGUCGGAGGCGCGCGCCGUCGCUGCAGCCGCGUGGGAGGGCUACCUCCAUGACGCGGUGGUACGAGAGUCUUCUGGGGUCUAUUCCUUCGAGUUGUUCUCAAAAGCUUUCUGCGAGACGUUUUUACGGGAGGUAGAUAACUAUGACGCGUCGGGUUUACCAGUGAGACGGCCAAAUUCCAUGAACAACUAUGGGUUAAUAGUAAAUGAGAUCGGGAUGAGGGAUGCCAUCACACAGUUACAGCAGGAGAUCCUGUGGCCCGUGGCGCGUUUGCUCUUCCCGCUCCAGUCGACACGCUUCGACGCGCAUCACUCUUUUAUAGUACGGUACAAGGAAGACGAAGAUCCUGGUUUGGAUAUGCACACCGACGACAGCGACGUCACAUUUAAUGUGUGUCUCAAUAGCAACUUCACCGGGGCUGGACUAACGUUCUGCGGCGACGCCGGUACCUCGCGACAUAGAAAGCUCGCCUUCCGCUACCGCCACGAGAUGGGCCGCGUCGUCGUGCACCUCGGUACGAAGCGCCACGGCGCCGACGACAUCGAGAGCGGCGAGCGGCGCAACUUGAUCAUCUGGAACCACAACCACCGCUGGCGCGCGUCGCGGACCUAUCGACGACUCCGCGAGAGAUACGCCACCGAGGCGGGCGAGCCGGAUACGGAGUGCGUCUCCUACACGCACGAUCGCGACUACGGCGCGUUCAAACCGCAUACGGAUAGAACGCGCGAACACGCGAACAGGCCGUGGUGUCCGCCCGAACAGGCGUGCUACGACACGAUGGGCGAACGCCUCUUGGAGGACGAGUACUCCUAUUACGGCGGACGCCCGAGGAGGCGUUCCCAAGGCAUGUGCCCGGCCACGUAAUGUAUGUG
Molecule: messenger RNA, 1130 nt
Organism: Pelagomonas calceolata
Lineage: Eukaryota; Pelagophyceae; Pelagomonadales; Pelagomonadaceae
Source: the annotation of a GenBank genome assembly